This is a messenger RNA of Apis mellifera (honey bee), 1003 nucleotides long. It is a transcript of the gene Naa20A, whose product is annotated as N-alpha-acetyltransferase 20. Gene Ontology annotation, molecular function: protein-N-terminal amino-acid acetyltransferase activity. Lineage: Eukaryota; Metazoa; Arthropoda; Insecta; Hymenoptera; Apidae. The transcript is spliced from 6 exons. Gene Ontology annotation, cellular component: NatB complex. The coding region runs from base 112 to 633 and encodes 173 amino acids. The record is from RefSeq and is a predicted model, not a curated record. Gene Ontology annotation, biological process: N-terminal peptidyl-methionine acetylation.
GCGUUAAACGAGUAAAUUACAUUAGAUAUAUUUAUGUGACUGAGUUUGGAAUUAAUAGUGACUUCAUAUUAAAUUACAUUUAUUUAUUUAAUUUUUCAUAAUUUUUAAAACAUGACAACUCUUAGACCUUUUACAUGUAAUGAUUUGUUCAAAUUUAACAAUGUAAAUUUAGAUCCUCUGACAGAAACAUAUGGACUUUCUUUUUAUACAUAUUAUCUAGCACAUUGGCCAGAAUAUUUUCAAGUAGCAGAAUCACCAAGUGGAGAAAUUAUGGGUUAUAUUAUGGGAAAAGCAGAAGGACAAGGGGAAAAUUGGCAUGGUCAUAUAACAGCUCUUACAGUUUCACCUAAUUAUAGAAGAUUAGGUUUAGCUGCAAUGUUAAUAGAAUUUUUAGAGAAGGUUUCAGAAAAGAAACAAGCAUAUUUUGUAGAUCUCUUUGUAAGAGUUAGUAAUAAAGUAGCAAUCAAAAUGUAUCAGCAAUUGGGAUAUAUUGUAUAUAGAACUGUUUUAGAAUAUUAUAAUGGAAAUCCAGAUGAAGAUGCUUUUGAUAUGAGAAAAGCACUAUCUAGAGAUGUAAAGAAAAAAUCAGUAAUACCACUAACUCAUCCUGUAAGACCUGAAGAAAUAGAUUGAAUAAUGUAAAUAUAUUAUUAUGGACUUAAUAUAAAUUAAAUUAUGGUUUAUGGGAAAUUUAAGAAAUAUUAUUGUGAUAAAGUUUUUAAUAUAAUAUGUAAAAUAAAUAAAUAGUCUUUUAAAGUAUAGAUCCGAGCAGUUUAUUUCUUUUUCUGUACAAUAGUACAAUGCUUUUCGCGUACACCGCUCGUGCCUUUAUGCAUCAUUUUAUGCGAAUAAAUAAUAAAUAGAAAUAUAAGAUGGUAGGCUCAGUAGAAUAUUCCAUAGCAGCCAAACGAUCGCAGGAAGUUUCUACGAUUGUAGCCUUUAUCAGCUGCCAUUUUUUCAUUCUAUUAUAUUUAGAAACUUAAAUCUAAGUGAUAUUUACAGA